CAAUCUCAAUCUGCAGAUUGUAAUUAAGGUUGUUUUGUUUCUGUCCGUUUCCCGUUUCCGGGCAAGAUGAAAGGUCGUCGGUCGUCAGGUCCCGCGUCCGUUAUUCCGUUAUCGUCAAAAUCAUCGGUUUCCGCUCCCUCAUCUUUCUCCCACUCUUCAGAAUCAUCCCUCGCCCAACCGAAAAAACUGUCUGAAUCCAAUCCAAUCCAAUCCCUUCUUCUUCUUCCUCCAUUCAUCUCUUCCUCCUCCUCUAAAUUGAUGCAGACCCGUCGUUCUCUUAAACCCACGGCCUCCAACAACCCGAUCUGAUCUCCUCCCCCUUUUAGCCAUCUAGCCACGGAAAAAAUUCUCCCCCCGAGUCAUCCUCACAGGCUCGCCAAGAUGCACCGACACGUCCGGAAGAAAAUUCUCUGACCCACGAGUGCCCGCGUCCUGCAUCGUCCUCGAACUGACAAACCCUGCAAGCACACGCAUGCAAAGAUGCACCGACGCGUCUGGAAAAAGAUCCUCUAGCUUAGUGCAUAUGCGCACGCGGACCUCCCACCCACCACAACGACCAACUUCCUCAAGCUGGCCCUCGCCGAAGAUGCACCGCCACAUCAGGAAAAAACUCCUGUGAUCCUCUGCGUGCAGACGCACCCCAUUCAUAUCUUAGUCCUCCCUGUCGGCCGCGAAAACAGUAGUCCAGACGGCUGCACCUUCGAAGUAUUAGGAAGAAGCCUCGGAAAAUCUGCUGAUAGCCUGCGUGUGCAAUCAUGGUGGUUUGAGCCCGAAUCCAUUUCUCAGCUGCAGUUUUGUGUUCCAGAAAGAUGCGCAGGCACGUCAGGAAAAAGACUCUUCUAGGUUGUGCGCGCUAGCACGCCGAGAAAGACUCUUCAUCAUUGAGUGUUUGGGCCACAGAGCCAUUCUGGACUGCCGCGAUUUUGAUACAGAUCAAACUGUCGAUCGGCCAUUGAAUCUUGUGGGGCACGAGAGAGGGAAAGAGGCAUCAGGCAAGCCAGUGUCCUGUUUUGUUUUCAUGUGCUGAUUUAUAUAGACUUAUUGAGGGAGUUCUUGUCCAGACAUAAGCAAAGCUCAUCUGUUUCAUUUUAUUCUUGGGGUUUUUGCCGACUGAGAUCAUCAUGGUGGCCCACUCUGGAGGGUCCCAUACCGACAACGCGGUGCCUUCGUCAUCUUCAGCCUCGGGCGGAAACGGCACUGUUGUGGCCAAGAAGGAAUUGAAGAAGGGGCCAUGGACAGCUGCAGAGGAUGCGAUCCUCAUGGAGUACGUGAAGAAAAACGGAGAAGGAAACUGGAAUGCUGUGCAGAAGAACACGAGCUUGUCCCGAUGCGGGAAGAGCUGCCGCCUCCGAUGGACCAACCACCGCCGGCCCAACCUGAAGAAGGGCCCCUUCACCCCCGAGGAGGAGCGCCUCAUCCUCCAGCUCCACGCCCAGCUCGGCAACAAGUGGGCCCGCAUGGCUGCCCAGCUUCCGGGGCGAACUGACAAUGAGAUCAAGAACUACUGGAACACGAGAAUCAAGCGCCGCUUCCGCCAGGGCCUCCUCCUUUACCCAAACAACAUCGCUUUUCAGAAGCCAACAACUUCACCCCCAAUGCAGCUGGAAGCCCAGCCAGCCACCACCCCUAUCCGAGGCCGACCACCUCUGCAGAUCCCUACCAGGACGAUAUCACAAUUCCUGGCUCAGUCGCACUCCCCAAGCUCAACACUGAGCCCGACACUGCGCCCCGUCCCUCUCUCCCCACAUUCCUACAGCCAAUUCGAGACCAACUUCACCCACUCUAUGUCCCUCUUUGAUCCUUCCCCUCCACUCUCUCCCUCUCCGAGUGGUCUUCCAAGCUCGCAUGGUCUUUGGAGCCCACAUAGUCUUCCUAGUCCACAUGGUCUUCCGAGCCCCCACGGUGCUCCUAGUCCACACAGUCUUCCUAGUCCACACGGUCUUCUGAGCUCACACUCGCCCACCAUCUUGUCCCCGAAUCUAGUUCUCAAGAGCUACCAAGACGCGAACAUCUCCUUCCCGGGAUUCUCCUUUCCCCUGCAGACCUCUCCUCUCCAGUUGCCUACUGCAAAUUCUUUCCAAUUCACUCCAUUAACUUUCAACCUCAACUCCCCACAAGGCCAGCAGAGGACGCAACCACCUUGCACGGUUUACACGUCCAUGAAAUCUGUGGAGCUCCCUUCAAACCAAUUGUUCGCAUCCCAAGUGGAAAAGCCUGUGUUCGAGCCUGAGCCUGAACCCGAGCCAAAGCCUGAUGAGCAGGAGACCAGGUCGAAGCCCAGUCCGCCUCACAGCAGCAGCAGCAUCGGGAUGCUGGAGGACCUGUUGCAGCAGGCCGAAGCAUUGAUCUCAAACAAGAAUUCGCAGGAUCAGAAUGACUUCUUCCAACCGCAGGAUCAGAAGUUUAACUUCUCGCAGAAGUCAGGCCAUGCCUGGGAUGAUGUAGCUAUUGGCUCCGACAAUUCCUCAGAAGCAGGAUCAGGGAUCAAGAACGAAGUGAAAGAUGAGAACAGGUCCCUUCACGAGGACCUUACAGCGCUGCUCCAGUCGAUCCCUUCGCCAGCUAACAUCCUGGAGGUGUACAACAACCUUGGAGACAACCUGAACACCCCGCACCUGGACUUUGGCUCGGGUGUGGUGGUCUCUGAAGAUAGCCUGGGGAUCGAUAUGCAGCAAAUAGCCUCGAUUUUCCAGGUGGACGCCAACCCCACUGACAUCAGCAGGCAAACUGCCUCCUGUCCCUGGAACAGCCUGCCAAGGAUCUAUUAGCACCAUGCAGCAGCUUGUUUCUGAUGCGGGUUCUAUGACUUUCACGUAACUAAAAUUUUUCCUAUACUUUCGAGUAUUUUCAGACACACCAUUAAUUCAAUUAUAUUAAAGACAUAAAGAAUGCUUAAGUGCAUUGAAUUAUUGUAAGUUUUAUAUUGAUUCUUUUUCUUUUUUUGUAAAAUUAUCUUCAGAAUCUGCAAUAAAGAUAUGUUCUGCUAUUUUCUA
Molecule: messenger RNA, 2993 nt
Organism: Punica granatum (pomegranate)
Lineage: Eukaryota; Viridiplantae; Streptophyta; Magnoliopsida; Myrtales; Lythraceae
Source: RefSeq, a predicted model, not a curated record